AUGAGUCCAAAGAAAGUCUUUAUUACAGGAGCUACUGGUUAUAUCGGUGGAGAGGUUUUGCGCCGUUUGUUACACUCUGAUGAUGACUAUGAAAUUACAGCAUUAGUUCGCAGUGCUGCCAAAGGUGAUCAGAUUGCUGCAAAAACCGAUUCUCGUUUCCAUUAUGUGAUUGGAGACUUGAGUAAUGUUGAAUUAUUAACAUCAAAUGUCCACAACAGUGAUAUUGUUAUCAAUACAGCUGAUGUUGACCAUCUUGAGAGUGCAGAAGCAUUGGUUAAGGCGUUGCUCUCAAAGGAAACUCCAACAGUCCUUGUACACACUUCUGGAACUUCUGUCGUUGGAGUACAAGACUCUCCUAGCAGGAAGAAGGUAUACUCUGAUAAUAAGGACAUUGACGUAAUAAAUCUGUUACCCUUGGAACAACCUCAUAGGCCAGUAGACAAACUAAUCUUGGAGUCGUUUGAGAAGCAUCCUUUAGUUCAAGCUGCUAUUAUUUGUCCAUCAAACAUUUAUGGUAGAGGUUCUGGAUUGGGUAACCCUAUAUCGCAGCAGAUUCCGGGAAUUAUCAGAUUGGCUUUAGAUGAGCGUCAAGUGUUUACUGUUCAUGACGGAGACUACAUUUGGAGUCACAUCCAUAUUGCUGAUUUGGCUGAGUUAUACUAUUUGGUUCUUAAGGGGCUUCUUAACAAAAAGGACAUUCCACAAGGAAAGAAUGGGUAUUAUUUUGGGUCAUAUUUUUUCGAUUCUGAUAAAGAACCAGAACCCACUGAUAAACCCACUUCAAUCGAACAUACUUGGAGACAGGUUUCGGAAUACAUUGCUAGACUGUUAGAAGCAAAGAACCUAUUGGACACUACUGAUUUGGGGUUGUUAAACGAUGACGAUGUGGCUCGUCUUCAUGAGAAGUACAUUCCAUUUUCAUGGGGUACUAACUCGAGAACAAGAGGUGACAAUGGAGCUUUGAUUGGUUGGAAGCCAGUUCACGUUUCUGAUGAUCUGUUCUGGACUUCAAUUGAUGAAGACAUUGAUUUUAUCUGCUCUAUAAAUUAA
Molecule: messenger RNA, 1050 nt
Organism: Lizanozyma spartinae
Lineage: Eukaryota; Fungi; Ascomycota; Pichiomycetes; Serinales; Debaryomycetaceae
Product: NAD-dependent epimerase/dehydratase family protein
Exons: 1
Coding region: 1-1050 (349 amino acids)
Source: RefSeq, a predicted model, not a curated record